Molecule: messenger RNA, 1686 nt
Organism: Talaromyces proteolyticus
Lineage: Eukaryota; Fungi; Ascomycota; Eurotiomycetes; Eurotiales; Trichocomaceae
Exons: 5
Coding region: 1-1686 (561 amino acids)
Biological process (GO): anterograde axonal transport
Cellular component (GO): mitochondrion
Source: RefSeq, a predicted model, not a curated record
AUGUCUGAGGAAUCUCCGGCCGUCCCUGCCGUCGCCGCAAACGCUGGAGAUUCGCGACCCGACGCUGUUGAGUCUCAGCCGGAACCAACCUCAAACGAGCCCGUCCUCGAUCGGGCUGAUGGAAAGCCGACUACCAGUGAAGACAAACCUGCAGAGCCUACUGAAAAGAAACAUGAUGCCACUGCGCCCGCUGAGGGUGCGGAUACGAACGGCAAAGAGGAGGCCACGGAUGCUCAACCUGUCAACGGCACUCCUGCAGCCAAGCCUUCGGUGGCACGGCGCAAAUCGACUACUGGGGGUUCGUCAGCUAAGAAGCUGAACAAGAAGAAGUCGCAGCAACGUAUCCUUCAUCUCGACGCACAACCCGGAGAGUACUACCUUGCUCGCUUGAAGAGUUUUCCACCAUGGCCAUCUAUUAUCUGCGAUGAGGAGAUGCUUCCCCAAAGUCUUCUCAGCACUCGCCCAGUGACUACGAAACAGGCAGAUGGCACAUAUAAUGAAGCAUACGCUGACGGUGGCAAGCGAGUUCAUGACCGAACAUUCCCAAUCAUGUUCUUGGAAACGAACGAGUUUGCCUGGAUCCCAAACACUGACCUGACUCCUCUGGAUCCCGAGUCGUGCAAAGAAGUCAAUGAGAAGGGCAAACAGAAACAACUCAUCGCUGCGUAUCAGGUCGCUGCUGCCAACCACGAUCUCAAUUACUUCAAAUCCCUAUUGGCUGACCACCAGCGCGCCGUCCAACAGGAGCUAGAUGAGCGUGAAGCAGCCGCUGCCGAGAAAGCAGCCCUAAAGGCUCAGAAAGAAGCCGCCAAAGAAGAGAAAAAGAAGAAGCGAAAGAGUGUCGCCGCCGAGAACGAUGUGGAGAUGGGUGACGCUGAAGAUGGGAAAAAAGCAAAGGCCACUAAGAAACGCAAGAAGGACGUCGAAAGUGACGGUGAAGUCGAGAAGUCUAACAAGACUCCCAAAACCACCGCCAAACUCAAAUUGACCACUCCCCGAGAUCCCAACGUUGCUGAGAAGGGAGCCACUAACAAGGGCAAGAAGACUGCGAAGAGGAGCGAGGAGCCUGUUGUGAAGACGCCAGAACCUCCAAAGAUCGAUCCCAAGGAGGCAUUUGAGAGGAAGAAAAAAGACGUCCUUUUUAUCCGGCAUAAACUCCAGAAAGGACUUCUUUCCCGAGAACAUCCGCCGCAGGAGGAGGAGAUGGAAAAUAUGGCAACCUUUAUCACGAAAUUGGAGAAUCACGGCGAAAUUGAGGUGUCCAUUAUCCGUGAGACCAAGAUUCAGAAGGUUUUGAGAGCAAUUAUCAAAUUACCAUCAAUUCCCCGAGAGGAAGAAUACAAUUUCAAGAAACGAGCCCUCGAUAUCCUAUCUUCGUGGAAGAGUUUGCUAGAGUCCGACCUGCCUACCUCCGACAAGCAGGCUGAUGCUCAAAAGCUCAACGGCCUCGAGAAGGAAGAGAAAGACGGCUCUGCAAAGCCGGAAGCCCAGGCUGAGGUCGAAACCGCAAAAGAGGAGGUGAAGGAUGAAGUUAAAGAGAUAAGCGAAACAGUAGAAACCAAGGACACGCCAAUGCCUGAUGCUGAAUCUGGCGAGAAAGAGAAAGCAGUGCCCGAAGAGCCCGCUAAAGAAGAAGAAGCGCCUGUUUCCACUGAGGGAAAAGCAACCGAGCCAACUCCGGCAUAA